Messenger RNA from Chironomus riparius, 718 nucleotides. The record is from the annotation of a GenBank genome assembly. Lineage: Eukaryota; Metazoa; Arthropoda; Insecta; Diptera; Chironomidae.
ACUAAAAGCGUGCAUUUUAUAGAACUUUUUUGAUAGAAAAUUUCAGAGGGAAGAGAAAAAUAAUAAAAAAUGUUUGAGAAUUGGUUAAAAACUCGUUUAAAGGAAUUAAAAAUUGAUGUCGGCGUGUAUUUAAGUUAUAUUACUGGUGUACUUGAAGAUAGUAUAGAUGAUGACGAGAAAAGAGAAACGUUGACUGAUAUAAUCAGUUCCUUGAUUGAAUCUGAUACUGAAAAGUUUGUAAAUGAAAUAUUUGAAAAAUGGACCGAAGCAUAUGGAAUUCCAAAACCAAAGGAAGUCAAGAAGCAGGAAGAAGUUGACAUAGCUAAAAUGCUCGAAACGCAAGCAAAGUUGUCACAACAAUCUUCAAACUAUCAAAAGCAGCAAUUGUCUGAAGAACAGAGGCGCAUUAAAGAACAAAUCCUUGCAAACUACUCACAAACUGAAUUUAAAGACGAAAACUUAGAUGAUGAGGAAGUAGAAGAUGUACAUGAAGUUGAUCCAGAUUUGGAGAAAAAUACCAAUAAGUCAGACGUUCAAAAAUUAGCAAAAGAAAAACGUGAACAGGCAAGAGCUGACUCGGCACAAAAGAAGUUAAAGGAUAAAGAGGAUAGAGCUAAACAGAAAGCUAAUCGUGAUGAAAAGAAGGCUAAUAGAAAAGCAUCAGCUGUAAAAGGGGAGCGAAGACGAUGAUGAAAUUAUAUCCUUAAAAUUGUUCCCA